Messenger RNA from Trichomycterus rosablanca, 2353 nucleotides. RefSeq names its product C-terminal-binding protein 1. The record is from RefSeq and is a predicted model, not a curated record. The transcript has 9 exons. Gene Ontology annotation, biological process: regulation of transcription by RNA polymerase II. Gene Ontology annotation, molecular function: NAD binding; transcription corepressor activity; DNA-binding transcription factor binding. Lineage: Eukaryota; Metazoa; Chordata; Actinopteri; Siluriformes; Trichomycteridae. The coding region runs from base 226 to 1545 and encodes 439 amino acids. Gene Ontology annotation, cellular component: nucleus.
GGGAGGGAGGGAGGGAGUGGAGAGAGCGCCGGAGAGAAAAAAAGAGAGAGAGCGAGCGGGGUGGGGGAACGCUCGCAUAUGUUCAUGCCUGCGCGUACGCUAGCUGCUCUCGGGUCGCACGGCGGAAAGAAGAAGGAAUAAGGCGACACCCGGGCGGCCAUAUGCUGAGGAUCUGGUGGGCGUCUGACUGAGGGGGAUCUUCGCCUUUUCGUGGAGCCGUGAACCAUGGGGAGCUCGCACUUACUGAACAAAGGCCUGCCUUUAGGCAUCAGGCCUCCAAUACUAAACGGACCCAUGCACCCUCGCCCCCUGGUGGCGCUGCUGGACGGCCGCGACUGCACGGUGGAGAUGCCCAUCCUGAAGGACGUGGCCACGGUGGCCUUCUGCGACGCCCAGUCCACCCAGGAGAUCCACGAGAAGGUGCUGAACGAGGCGGUGGGCGCCCUCAUGUACCACACCAUCACACUCAUGCGCGAGGACCUGGAGAAGUUCAAAGCUCUUCGGAUCAUCGUGCGCAUCGGCAGCGGCUUCGACAACAUCGACAUCAAAUCCGCCGGAGAACUAGGCAUCGCGGUGUGUAACAUGCCCUCAGCAUCGGUGGAAGAAACGGCCGACUCCACAAUCUGUCACAUCCUCAACCUGUACAGACGCACCACCUGGCUGCACCAGGCCCUCCGCGAGGGCACGCGGGUCCAGAGCGUGGAGCAGAUCCGAGAGGUGGCGUCCGGAGCCGCCCGCAUCCGAGGGGAGACGCUGGGCAUCAUCGGCCUCGGGCGUGUCGGUCAGGCCGUAGCUCUGAGAGCCAAAGCGUUUGGAUUUAACGUGAUCUUUUAUGAUCCGUACCUGUCGGACGGGAUGGAGCGAGCGCUGGGACUGCAGAGGGUCAACACCCUACAGGACCUGCUGUUCCACUCCGACUGUGUUACACUGCACUGCAGCCUGAACGAGCACAACCACCACCUCAUCAACGACUUCACUAUCAAACAGAUGCGGCAGGGAGCGUUCCUGGUGAACACGGCGAGAGGAGGGCUGGUGGAUGAGAAGGCUCUGGCUCAGGCGCUGAAGGAGGGCAGAAUACGCGGAGCAGCUCUGGACGUCCACGAGUCUGAACCAUUUAGUUUCAGCCAGGGGCCACUGAAGGACGCCCCAAAUCUGAUCUGCACCCCUCACGCUGCCUGGUACAGCGAGCAGGCCUCCAUCGAGAUGAGAGAGGAGGCGGCCCGGGAGAUCCGCAGAGCCAUCACCGGUCGCAUCCCAGACAACCUGAAGAACUGCGUAAAUAAAGAGUUUCUCACACAGUCCACCCACUGGGCGGGCAUGGACCCUGCCAUCCACCCGGAGCUCAAUGGAGCCUACAGGUACACUUCAGGCGUGGUCAGCCUGGCGUCCGGCGGUCUUAUACCACCAGUGGAGGGCAUAGUGCCAAGCGCAGUGCCUAUCAGCCACAGUCUCCCGCCAGUAGCACACCCGCCCCACGCGCCGUCUCCGGGCCAGACGGGCAAACCCGAGCCCGACCGGGAGCAGCACCCUAACGAGCUAUUGUAGCCUCGACGCUGUCGACCCUGUCGUCAAGUUUUGUUUUGUGUUGUACCACUAGAGAACUCUCCAGGUCCCCCUCUACCCCAGAGAAGAGGAGCGGACCGGAUCGGAACCAGCCACGAAAAAACAAACACACCCACGACCGUGACUGUCCGUCUAACGUAGCCGAACUCUGAGCGAAGGAUCUCGCUUCCUCCCGUACUCUCUUCAUCCUCUGUUUGUUAAAAAAGAAAGAAUUUGAAAAAGCGACAUCGCCCUACAGCGCCUCCUGCUGGUUUAGAUUGACGUUUCCCUUUCCUCUCUGUGUCUGAUUGGUUUGUUGUCCAAAAAAUAAUCAGCCGUAGUUUCAGGAUGUACGACUUCUGUGUACAGUUUUUAGAUUCUGACGAGUUGUUUGUAGAAAAGAAAAAAAGAAAAACAGCAUCACUCAUGAAUCACAGAUAUUCCACACACACACACACACACACACAUGCACGCCAAUCUUUUUUUUUAAAUCAACUUUUUAAUUGUUUGUACCAUUUUUAUUUCUGAUAUUAUUUAAAAAGCCCCGAAAGAGGCCGGUUUUGCACACCCUCUCAGGAAAAAUGAACCCCCACACACCUCCACGACCACACCUCCACCUUCACCUCGUCCUCCCGGAAUCAAACCCCACGGUGCAUUGUUUCUGUACUCGUGCGCCUUUCUGUAGUCCGACAAAGUAUACCACGGUCUUCAUUUGUAUUCUUUCCUGCUCCUGUUUGUUAGCUUAGCAUGUGCUACCUUACGUGUAAAAGGUAAAACAGAUUAAAAAAAGGUCCGUCUCGUGAAAAGCCGG